GCAGCAGCGGCAACAGCAGCGAGCAGGAAAAGGAGAGGGGCCGCUGUUGAGCGCCGCGCUCUUCACUCUCUCCCUCCCUCCCCGCAGGCGGCCGGGCGGGGCGCGGGCGGAGCGCAGCGGAUCCGAGAGGCGGAGCGGGGCUGGCCAUGAGCACGCAGGCGCGGGGUCAGGGCGCGCGGAGAGCGGCCGAUCCCGACGGCGAGAUGCCUGCCACCGAGAAGGACCUGGCGGAGGACGCGCCUUGGAAGCGCAUCCAGCAGAACACCUUCACCCGCUGGUGCAACGAGCACCUGCGAUGCGUCAACAAGCGCAUCGGCAACCUGCAGCAUGACCUGAGCGACGGGCUGCGGCUGAUCGCGCUGCUGGAGGUGCUCAGCCAGAAGCGCAUGUACCGCAAGUACCACCAGCGGCCCACCUUCCGCCAGAUGCAGCUGGAAAACGUCUCGGUGGCCCUCGAGUUCCUGGAGCGGGAGAGCAUUAAGCUGGUCUCCAUCGAUAGUAAAGCCAUAGUUGAUGGAAACUUGAAGCUGAUCCUUGGCCUGAUAUGGACCCUUAUCCUUCACUAUUCCAUUUCUAUGCCAGUGUGGGAGGAUGAAGGUGAUGAUGAUGCAAAGAAGCAGACCCCUAAGCAGAGGCUGCUGGGCUGGAUCCAGAACAAAAUUCCUUACUUGCCAAUCACAAACUUUAAUCAGAACUGGCAAGAUGGCAAAGCACUGGGUGCUCUUGUUGACAGCUGUGCUCCAGGUUUGUGCCCUGACUGGGAGACCUGGGACCCGAAGAAGCCUGUGGACAAUGCUCGGGAAGCCAUGCAGCAGGCGGAUGACUGGCUGGGUGUGCCACAGGUUAUUACCCCUGAAGAAAUUAUCCACCCUGAUGUGGAUGAGCACUCUGUGAUGACUUACCUGUCCCAGUUCCCCAAAGCCAAGCUGAAACCAGGAGCUCCUUUAAAACCCAAACUGAAUCCAAAGAAAGCAAGAGCUUAUGGCAGAGGGAUUGAGCCUCAUGGGAACAUGGUGAAGCAGCCUGCCAUCUUUACAGUAGACACCAUCAGUGCUGGGCAGGGUGACCUGAUGGUCUUCAUAGAAGAUCCAGAAGGAAACAGAGAGGAGGCAAAGAUAACGCCGUCCAGUGACAAAAACAAGACCUACUCAGUACAGUAUGUUCCAAGGGUUACUGGACCUCACAAGGUUUCAGUCCUGUUUGCUGGGCAGCAUAUCUCGAAGAGCCCAUUUGAAGUGAAUGUUGACAAAGCCCAGGGAGAUGCAAGCAAAGUGACAGCAAAGGGACCAGGAUUGGAGGCAGCAGGAAACAUUGCCAAUAAACCUACCUACUUUGACCUCUACACCGCAGGUGCUGGUGUGGGUGAUGUGAUUGUGGAAGUGGAGGAUCCUCAGGGGAGAAGCCUUGCUGAAGUUGUAGUGGAAGACAAAGGCAACCAAGUCUACCGCUGCACCUAUAAACCUGUUCAAGCUGGUCCUCACAUUGUCAAAGUGACUUUUGCUGGGGAGGCAAUUCCCAAAACUCCUUGCACUGUUCUUGUUGGAGAGGCCUGCAACCCCAACGCGUGCCGUGCCACUGGUCGAGGUCUGCAGCCCAAGGGCGUCCGUAUCAGGGAGACAGCCGACUUCAAGGUUGAUACAAGAGCAGCAGGGAGCGGAGAUCUCGGAGUGACCAUAAAGGGACCGAAGGGCUUGGAGGAGUUGGUGAAACAAAAAGGCUUUAUGGAUGGUAUAUAUGCAUUUGAAUAUUAUCCAGCCACACCAGGGAAGUACAUUGUCACAAUUACAUGGGGCGGACAAAACAUCCCAAAGAGCCCCUUUGAAGUUCAGGUGGGUCAUGAAGCAGGUCCUCAGAAAGUGCGAGCCUGGGGGCCAGGACUGCACGAGGGAGUUGUGGGCAAGUCAGCUGACUUUGUGGUCGAGUCCAUUGGCACAGAAGUUGGCUCUCUUGGCUUUGCAAUAGAAGGCCCUUCUCAGGCUAAAAUUGAGUGUGAUGACAAGAAUGAUGGCUCAUGUGAUGUGAAGUAUUGGCCCAAAGAGCCAGGUGAAUAUGCUGUGCACAUCAUGUGUGAUGAUGAGGACAUAAAAGACAGCCCUUACAUGGCCUUUAUUCGACCGGCUUCAGGAGACUUCAAUGCGGAUAAGGUGAAGGCUUAUGGCCCGGGCUUGGAGAGGACUGGCUGUAUAGUGAACAAUCCUGCUGAGUUCACAGUUGAAACCAAGGAUGCUGGGAAAGCACCUCUGAAGAUGUAUGCACAGGAUGGAGAAGGAAAUCCUAUUGAGAUCCAGAUGAAAAGCAAGCCUGAUGGUGUGUUUGCCUGCUCCUAUGUGCCAGUGAAACCAAUCAAACAUACAAUUUCUAUUGUGUGGGGAGGAGCCAAUGUGCCCAAUAGCCCAUUUAGGGUCCUUAUAGGUCAAGGGAGUCAUCCUCAGAAAGUCAAAGUGUUUGGACCUGGUGUAGAGAGAACUGGCCUGAAAGCAAGUGAGCCGACCCACUUCACUGUGGACUGCACAGAUGCAGGAGAAGGUGAUGUCAGUGUUGGAAUUAAGUGUGAUGCUCGUGUGGUCAGCAGUGAGGAAGAGGACAUAGAUUUUGACAUCAUCCACAAUGCUAAUGAUACAUUCACAGUGAAAUACUCGCCACCUGCUGCCGGGCGCUACACUAUUAAAGUGCUUUUUGCAGGAGAGGAAAUUCCUGCCAGCCCAUUCAGAGUUAAAGUGGACCCCUCGCAUGAUGCCAGCAAAGUGAGAGCUGAAGGACCUGGCCUGAACAAAACUGGUGUGGAAAAUGGCAAACCAACACACUUCACUGUGUUCACCAAGGGAGCUGGAAAAGCACCACUGGAUGUGCAGUUCAGCAGCUCAGUGCCAGGAGAGGCAGUGAUGGAUCUGGAUAUCAUUGACAACUAUGACUAUUCCCACACUAUUAAGUACACACCCAUACAGCAGGGUCCAAUGAAGGUUUUGGUAACUUACGGUGGUGAUCCUAUCCCUAAAAGCCCUUUCACAGUGGGUGUUGCUGCUCCUCUAGACCUAAGCAAAGUUAGAGUCAAUGGACUUGAAAACAGAGUGGAAGUAGGGAAGGAUCAGGAAUUUGUAAUUGAUACCAAAGGAGCUGGUGGGCAAGGUAAACUGGAGGUUAAUAUUUCCAGUCCUAUGAGGAAGGCUGUGCCGUGUCUGGUGGAACCAGUUCUGGGUAAGGAGUGCAGCACUGCAAAAUACAUCCCACGGGAAGAAGGACUGUAUGUGGUGGAUGUGAGUUAUGAUGGCAACCCAAUCCCAGGGAGCCCCUACACUGUGGAGGCCACAUUACCUCCAGACCCCUCCAAGGUAAAAGCUCAUGGUCCAGGUCUUCGAGGGGGCCUUGUUGGAAAACCAGCCCAAUUUACAAUAGAUACCAAAGGGGCAGGAACUGGAGGUUUGGGUUUGACAGUAGAAGGCCCGUGCGAAGCUAAAAUUGAAUGUUCAGACAACGGCGAUGGAACCUGCUCUGUCUCCUACCUGCCUACAAAGCCUGGAGAGUAUUUUGUGAACAUCCUCUUUGAAGAAGUUCACAUUCCUGGUUCGCCCUUUAAGGCAGAUAUAGAAAUGCCAUUUGAUGUCUCUAAAGUCAUUGCCACAGGCCCAGGUCUGGAGCGUGGUAAAGUGGGCGAGCCAGGGCUGCUGAAUGUCGACUGCACGGAAGCGGGUCCCGGGGACCUGCGGGUGGACAUGGUGUCGGAUACUGGCUCCAAAGCCGAGGUCCAGAUUGAUGAUAACAAAGAUGGGACCUAUGUCGUUACCUACGUGCCACUCUCAGCUGGCAUGUACACAAUCAAGAUGAGAUACGGAGGAGAGCAAGUGCCUAAAUUCCCAGCCCGGGUCAAAGUGGAGCCAGCUGUGGACACAAGCAGAGUUAAAGUGUUUGGGCCAGGAGUCGAAGGAAAAGAUGUCUUCCGAGAAGCUACAACUGAGUUCACUGUGGAUGCUCGACCUUUAACAAAGGCUGGUGGUGACCACAUCAGGACACAGAUCACGAGCCCAUCUGGCUCCCCCACAGACUGUCUCAUCCAAGACAACGCUGACGGAACAUAUUCAGUGGAGUACACGCCGUUUGAAAAGGGUCCGCACACAGUCAGUGUGACGUAUGAUGGUGUGCCUGUGCCGAAUAGUCCCUUCAGAGUGAAUGUUGCAGAGGGCUGCCAUCCAUCACGUGUGAAGGCAGAAGGACCUGGACUUGUAGAAGCUUUCACAAAUCAGCCAAAUGCCUUUUCAGUUGUCACCAGAGGGGCAGGAAUUGGUGGCCUUGGGAUAACUGUUGAAGGACCUUCAGAAUCUAAAAUUAGCUGUAAAGAUAACAAAGAUGGGAGCUGCAGUGCUGAGUAUGUUCCUUAUGUUCCAGGAGAUUACGAUGUUAACAUCACGUAUGGGGGAGAGCAUAUUCCUGGCAGUCCUUUCAAGGUUCCUGUGAAGGAUGUUGUGGAUCCCAGCAAGGUGAAGAUAGCAGGACCAGGUCUGGGUACAGCUGUUCGAGCCAAAAUCCCCCAAUCCUUCACUGUAGACACCAGCAAGGCAGGAAUAGCACCUCUUGAAGUGGUGGUGACAGGACCCAGAGGAGUUGUGGGACCUGUUAAUGUGGUGGACAAUGGAGAUGGCACCCACACGGUGGUGUACACCCCUAUGCAGGAGGGACCCUACAUGAUCACUGUCAAAUAUGCUGAUGAAGAGAUUCCUCGAAGUCCCUUCAAGGUGAAGGUGCUUCCUACGUAUGAUGCCAGUAAAGUGACAGCAAGUGGACCAGGGCUCAGUUCCUAUGGCAUUCUAGCCAGCCUGCCUGUGGAGUUUGCUGUGGAUGCUAAGGAUGCUGGGCAGGGACUUCUGGCUGUACAGAUCACGGACCAAGAGGGAAAACCCAAGAGAGUGGACAUUCAUGACAACAAGGAUGGCACUUACACAGUCACCUACGUCCCUGACAAAACAGGCCGCUACACCAUCGGCGUUAAGUAUGGUGGGGAUGAUAUCCCGGCCUCUCCCUAUCGGAUCCGGGCGUCUCCUGCUGGGGAUGCCAGCAAGUGUUUGGCCACAGGUCCUGGAAUUGCACCCACUGUGAAGACUGGUGAGGAGGUUGGCUUUGUGGUAGACGCCAAAUCAGCAGGGAAGGGAAAAGUGACGUGUACCGUCCUCACGCCAGAUGGGACAGAAGCUGAAGCAGAUGUUGUUGAAAAUGAGGACGGGACUUACGAUAUCUUCUACACCGCUGCCAAACCAGGGACCUAUGUGAUUUAUGUCCGCUUUGGUGGGGUGGACAUUCCCAACAGUCCUUUCACCGUCAUGGCUGUAGAUGCAGAUGAUGUCACCGCACAGUCGCAGGAGCCAGUGGGCGCCUCUCCCCCCGGAUUCCGCCCUUGGGUUACAGAAGAAGCUUAUGUCCCCGUUGGAGACAUGAACGGCAUGGGGUUCAGGCCCUUUGAUAUGGUUAUCCCAUUUGCCGUAAGGAAAGGAGAAAUAACAGGGGAAGUACACAUGCCCUCUGGAAAGACGGAUACACCAGAUAUCGUGGAUAACAAAGAUGGCACAGUAACAGUGAAAUAUGCUCCUACUGAGGUUGGGCUGCAUGAAAUGCACAUAAAAUACAUGGGAAAUCACAUCCCAGAGAGCCCCCUGCAGUUCUAUGUCAAUUACCCCAACAGCGGCAGUGUGUCUGCUUAUGGGCCUGGCCUCAUUUAUGGGGUUGCAAAUAAACCAGCAACUUUCACCAUUGUCACAGAAGAUGCAGGAGAGGGUGGGCUGGACUUGGCUAUUGAAGGACCUUCAAAAGCAGAGAUCAGUUGCAUUGAUAACAAAGAUGGGACAUGCACAGUCACGUACCUGCCUACUCUACCUGGGAACUACAGCAUCCUGGUCAAAUACAAUGACAAACACAUUCCGGGCAGCCCAUUCACAGCCAAGAUCACAGAUGAUAACAGAAGACGGUCUCAGGUUAAACUUGGUUCUGCUGCUGACUUCAUGUUGGACAUCAAUGAGACUGAUCUCAGUCUCCUAACAGCCAGCAUUAAAGCCCCAUCUGGUCGUGAUGAGCCUUGUCUUUUGAAGAGGCUGCCCAAUAACCACAUUGGCAUCUCAUUCAUUCCACGGGAAGUAGGAGAGCAUCUGGUUAGCAUCAAGAAAAAUGGGAGCCAUGUACCGAACAGCCCUGUAACAAUCAUGGUGGUCCAGUCUGAGAUCGGGGAUGCCAGACGGGCAAGAGUUUUUGGACGUGGCUUGGUAGAAGGACGGACCUUUGAAAUGUGUGACUUCAUUGUAGACACAAGAGAUGCUGGUUAUGGUGGGAUCUCACUGGCAGUUGAAGGACCCAGCAAGGUAGAGAUCCAAACUGAAGAUCUAGAAGAUGGAACUUGCAAAGUGUCCUAUUUUCCAACUGUGCCUGGUGUGUACAUUGUGUCCACUAAAUUUGCAGACGAACAUAUUCCAGGCAGCCCAUUUAGUGUGAAGAUAAGUGGUGAAGGAAGAGUCAAGGAGAGCAUCACACGAACAAGACGGGCUCCCUCUGUUGCAACAGUAGGAAGCAUAUGUGAUCUGAACCUAAAAAUCCCAGAAAUUGAUUGUGCUGAUAUGACAGCUCAGGUAACCAGUCCCUCAGGGAGAAACUUCGAUGCUGAAAUUGUGGAGUGUGACAAAAACACUUACUGUGUCCGCUUUGUGCCACAAGAAAUGGGGGUCCACACUGUGGAUGUCAAAUACAAAGGGCAGCCGGUGCCAGGCAGCCCCUUCCAGUUCACCGUGGGGCCACUGGGUGAGGGAGGAGCCCAUAAAGUGAGAGCUGGAGGCCCAGGGCUGGAGCGUGGAGAGACAGGUGUUCCAGCUGAGUUCAGCAUAUGGACGCGGGAGGCUGGAGCUGGAGGGCUGUCCAUUGCUGUAGAAGGCCCAAGUAAAGCAGAAAUCACCUUUGAUGACCAUAAAGAUGGAUCUUGUGGUGCAUCAUAUAUAGUUCAAGAGCCAGGCAACUAUGAGGUGUCCAUAAAGUUCAAUGAUGAGCACAUUCCUGAAAGCCCCUACCUGGUUCCUGUCAUCGCCCCCUCCGAUGAUGCUCGCAGGCUCACUGUCACUAGUCUUCAGGAGUCUGGAUUAAAAGUUAAUCAGCCAGCAUCCUUUGCUAUAAGGCUGAACGGGGCAAAGGGCAAGAUUGAUGCUAAAGUCCACAGCCCCUCCGGAGCUGUCGAAGAGUGCCAUGUGUCUGAGCUGGAGCCAGAUAAAUACGCCGUUCGGUUCAUCCCGCACGAGAACGGCAUCCACUCCAUCGACGUGAAGUUCAACGGGAGCCACGUGGUGGGCAGCCCCUUCAAAGUGCGCGUGGGCGAGCCGGGCCAGGCGGGCAACCCUGCCCUCGUCACAGCCUACGGCUCCGGCCUGGAGAGCGGCACCACGGGACUGCAGUCGGAGUUUUUCAUUAACACGACCAAGGCUGGUCCAGGUACCCUCUCUGUUACAAUUGAAGGGCCAUCAAAGGUGAAAAUGGACUGCCAGGAAACUCCAGAAGGUUACAAAGUCAUGUACACACCCAUGGCUCCAGGAAACUAUUUAAUUGGAGUUAAAUAUGGUGGACCUAACCACAUAGUGGGCAGCCCUUUCAAGGCAAAGGUUACAGGGCAGCGACUGGUUAGUCCAGGCAGUGCCAACGAAACCUCUUCCAUCCUGGUGGAGUCGGUGACAAGGUCAUCGACUGAAACUUGCUAUAGCGCCAUUCCCAAAUCCACCUCGGAUGCCAGCAAAGUGGUUUCCCGGGGAGCAGGACUCUCAAAGGCUUUUGUGGGUCAGAAAAGCUCCUUCUCUGUGGACUGCAGCAAAGCAGGUUCCAACAUGCUGUUAGUUGGUGUCCACGGACCUACAAUACCAUGUGAAGAGGUGUCCAUCAAGCAUUUGGGCAGCCAUCAGUACAACGUCACUUAUGUCGUCAAGGAAAGGGGGGACUAUGUCCUGGCAGUGAAGUGGGGUGACGAGCACAUUCCUGGGAGCCCCUUCCACGUCACCGUUCCAUAAUCGCGCUCUCAGGUCUCUCUGCAUGUGCCCCUCAGAUGUAGAGUUGUGCUGGGUGCAGUCGUGUUGCAAAAUGCAGUUUCUAGAU
Messenger RNA from Ficedula albicollis (Collared flycatcher), 8100 nucleotides. RefSeq names its product filamin B (gene FLNB). Gene Ontology annotation, molecular function: actin filament binding. Gene Ontology annotation, biological process: actin cytoskeleton organization. The transcript has 47 exons. The coding region runs from base 147 to 8015 and encodes 2622 amino acids. The record is from RefSeq and is a predicted model, not a curated record. Lineage: Eukaryota; Metazoa; Chordata; Aves; Passeriformes; Muscicapidae.